CUUGGAUCUUUGAAGGUGGCUAGUUCAGGCACAGUAAAGACGGAGAGCGGGGAGGAGAGUGCAGAGCGGCGCGAGCUGCCCAGGGUCCGGAAUGACCGUCCAGACUUGGACGAGCGAGGCGAAGACAACAGUCGGAAUCCCUAAGGUCACAGGCUGUGGCUCUCCAAUCGUGUUCCUGCCGCCACAGCGAAGUGACCUCGGGGCCUCCGCGGACUUUCCCGGACCAGGGACCUUCCUCCGAGGGUGGGGGCUGCGGGCCGGCCCCCCGAUGGCCCUGCGCCCCAAGCAUCCUACCCACCGCGCCAGCAGGACGAAGGAAGAAGGCACCGCGCGCGGCCGGCAGAAACGGAGGAGGAGCGCGCCUGGCCACCGGGGAGCCCCCGCCGCCUCUACCGGGCCCCUAGGGAGGGGAGGGCAGGGGAGAGGAGGGGAGGGGGGCCUCCGUGGCCAAAGACGCCGCCCCCACCGCUUCCGGGACUGGAACGCCUCCUCCCGCCCUGGACCCCGCGACCCAAAAAUAGCCACAGCGCGCCGGGUACUCAGUCCGAGCCCGCUGGGCGGCGCCUCGCCUCCGCUUUAG
This is a messenger RNA of Mustela erminea (ermine), 580 nucleotides long. Its product is annotated as H/ACA ribonucleoprotein complex subunit GAR1-like. The transcript is spliced from 2 exons. Lineage: Eukaryota; Metazoa; Chordata; Mammalia; Carnivora; Mustelidae. Bases 92 to 580 code for a protein of 162 amino acids. The record is from RefSeq and is a predicted model, not a curated record.